This is a messenger RNA of Paraglomus occultum, 229 nucleotides long. Lineage: Eukaryota; Fungi; Glomeromycota; Glomeromycetes; Paraglomerales; Paraglomeraceae. The record is from the annotation of a GenBank genome assembly.
CACCACUUCCAAGAUAAGACAAACAGAUAAAGUUCUUGGUAUCAUUUCGAGGAAGAUUGCCAAACUUGUCAACAAAGACGGAUCUGCUACUGUCGCUAAUGGUUGUAAUGCUCUAAACAACCCAAUCUAUUUAAUCAACAUUCCCGUUCGCGACGUGUUUUACGAGCCGCCGGUUCCUGCCAUUGGAUAUCUUCCAUUAGCACCUCCUCCUUGCAUUGAUAGUUACUAA